Molecule: messenger RNA, 927 nt
Organism: Doryrhamphus excisus (bluestripe pipefish)
Lineage: Eukaryota; Metazoa; Chordata; Actinopteri; Syngnathiformes; Syngnathidae
Source: RefSeq, a predicted model, not a curated record
AUGGAGCCAGAACCGACCGUCAACAAGACCGAUAUUUAUAAUUAUAUUCAUCCCUGCUAUGUAUUAGAUAAUACGACUUAUGUAUUUGCAAGUAAUCCUUCAAUUGUAUGCGUUUCUUUGUAUGUUUUUCUCGGCUUAUUAUCCGUUUGCACAAUAUGUGGAAACCUUCUGGUAAUAAUGGCCGUCAUUUACUUCAGACAGCUCCACAGCCCCACUAACUACCUCAUUCUGUCUUUAGCCGUGGCCGAUCUGCUGGUGGGGGUUCUGGUUUUUCCUUUCAGUAUGGCGUUCACCGUGUUCUCCUGUUGGUAUCACGAAGGCCUCUUUUACAGGUACUAUGCCGUGUGUCGGCCUCUGACUUAUAGAAGUAUAAUAAAUUACCGUGUUAUCGGCGUCAUGGUCUUUGUAAGCUGGGGUGUUUCUGCGCUAAUAGGAAUCGGUAUCACCGUUGCAGGAUUUAAUCAAGGAAAAUGCGAAGAAAGUUGCUUAAUGGAUGCGUUGAUAUCUACCACCCUGGCAUGUAUAUUCUCCUUUUACAUCCCAGUCAUUAUCAUGCUUAGUAUCUACUUAACAAUAUUUCUUGUUGCGCAAAAACAAGUCCGGCUCAUCCAGACCACAACAUGUCAGAGUACAAAGUCAGGAACUGUCAGUAAAAUGGAAAGAAAAGCUACCAAAACUUUAGCUAUAGUCAUGGGUGUUUUUAUUUUAUGUUGGACGCCCUACUUCGUUUGUAUCAUUUUUCAACCGUUAACAUUUAACGUAACGCCGGUUGCUGUGAUCGAAACACUAAACUGGCUAACGCUUUCUAAUUCCAUGCUUAAUCCCUUUAUUUAUGCUUUCUUUUACAGCUGGUUCAGGACAGCUUUUAGACUGAUUAUCACCGGAAAGAUAUUUUAUGGGGAUUUUACCAACACAAAAUUAUUUUGA